CACGAUACUGUACAGUGUAAAAGCUUUGCUUGGGCCAACCGCCUGCUCUGCAACUGCUACUGCAUGCCCCACAUGUCACUAUCAUUUCUUCUCCUCCUCUCAUAGUCUGCAGCUACUUAUCCAAUCUUCCUGGAAAGAUCAACAUACGCCAUCUCCAAUCCACAUGCUAGAUCUGAUCGAUCGCCCAUGCAUGGCUUCCCUGGGCAUGCUCACCAUCAACGCCACUCCACAUGUCCCGCGGGGCGGCAGGCCACGACCUGACGUCGCCGUGCCCAGGCCGAGAUCCUACUUCCUCUGCCAAAGCCGGCUCCCGUCCGCGCCGCCGGCCGGCGGCGGCGGCGGCGGGGGAGGAGGAGGUGGGAAGAAGGGCCCGUGGUGGGCUGCCACGGCCGAGAGGCUGCGCGGCGACGUGGUGAAGGCGGGCAUGGCGGCGCGGGAGAGCCUGAGCCCCAAGCGGAAGGGGGACUGGAAGGACGUGACGCUCAUGAGCUUCUCCUUCGCCGUGUACGUGUACAUCUCCCAGAAGCUCGUCUGCACGUACUGCGCCUGCGCGUGGCUCUCCAUGAUCAAUCGCUAACUUCAGGUUGGAGGCUUGGAGUAAUUGUAUAUACCAAUUGUUGUUAUUUGAUGCGUAUGUAGGCUGUAUCUGUAAUCUAUUUAGCUCCAAUAAUAAAGCUUCAGAUGUUACUGUUGCCUGUAUGAUUCUACUGGAUUAAAGAAAAGGGAAAUGUCCAUCUCAUUCCCUACCAAAAACUACACAGAAAUUAUGCUGGACUUCUCUA
Panicum virgatum (switchgrass) is the source of this 782-nucleotide messenger RNA. RefSeq lists its product as uncharacterized. Bases 164 to 577 code for a protein of 137 amino acids. The record is from RefSeq and is a predicted model, not a curated record. NCBI's taxonomy places the organism in Eukaryota, Viridiplantae, Streptophyta, Magnoliopsida, Poales, Poaceae. The transcript has a single exon.